GCCCAGUCUGAGCUGUGCACUCUCCAGGAAAUGGAGUUGAUUUCUUUGACAGCUCACUUGGACGUUAUUAACAAACACGAAACCGUUUAUUUGGUGCACAAUCACUGAAGCUCAUGUGAGCACGAUAAAAGUAAAUGGUCUAAGCUAUAAAAAGCUUCCCACACAGACAUUUUAGUUCAAUUUAGAAUCUGACUUCUUCUGAGGAGAGGAAAGCAAAUGCAGAUGUCAAAGAUGGCAACUGAGCCUAUAAGUCACCCGUACUGGCCCAGAGACCUGUUUAUCCCGAACUACACUGAAAAUGAGCGCUCCAUGUUGGAGAUCGUUACUUUCCUGUUCUCAGUGUCAGGACUGCUGAUGUUGUUAGCCUGGACUUUGACAGGAAAGAGCGUUGGAAGAGGAAGACUGAGCACAUGGAGAAGGUUAGCACUGUGCUGGUUUACCGUGUGUGGCUUCAUCCAUGGUGUCAUCGAGGGUUGGUUCUCUCUCUACUACACCGUCAUUCCAGGAGACCAGAGCUUCCUUUCUCAACUUUGGAAGGAAUAUUCCAAAGGCGACAGUAGAUAUGUCAUAGCAGAUAAUUUCACUGUUUGCAUGGAAACAGUGACUGCGUGUCUGUGGGGACCUUUUAGCCUGUGGAUUGUUGUGGCAUUCUUGUAUAAUCAUUCCUACAGAUUUGUACUGCAGCUAAUUGUGUCUCUAGGUCAAUUGUAUGGAGCAGUGCUCUAUUUCUUUACUGAACACAGAGAUGGGUAUAUGCACAGCCAGUAUGGACACCCUAUCUAUUUCUGGUUCUAUUUUGUCUUUAUGAAUGUUCUAUGGAUUGUGAUUCCUUUUAUUCUUAUUAUGGACUCGUGGUUCCAGUUGAGUUGCACCCAAGACAUGGCAGACAAAACAUCUCCCAAACGAAAAAAUAAAUAAAAGGAUGGAUGUUCCUGGAAAGAGAAUAAUAAAAGGAUGAAACUGGUGGGGGGAUAAAUUUCUGUGCACUGUUCUAGGUGACAUUUUGAAUAUAACUGCUGUUUGUGGUUAUUUUAUGUUAUAUUCAUACCACAAUAUAUGUAGGUAUACACAACCACACAAAAUGUUCAAUCAUUUCUUUGCUUUUAUGAGAUUACCUGUAUUGAUGGUUCUAAUAAAUUAACAACCCCUA
Messenger RNA from Silurus meridionalis, 1150 nucleotides. RefSeq names its product EBP cholestenol delta-isomerase. Gene Ontology annotation, molecular function: C-8 sterol isomerase activity; cholestenol delta-isomerase activity; steroid Delta-isomerase activity. The record is from RefSeq and is a predicted model, not a curated record. Bases 217 to 918 code for a protein of 233 amino acids. The transcript has 5 exons. NCBI's taxonomy places the organism in Eukaryota, Metazoa, Chordata, Actinopteri, Siluriformes, Siluridae. Gene Ontology annotation, cellular component: endoplasmic reticulum; membrane. Gene Ontology annotation, biological process: cholesterol biosynthetic process.